AUGAUGAUGGAGGACGAAGGAGCCAAGAGCAAGGGGUCUCCACCGCUUGGAAAGGAUUCAGAGGGAUUGAUGGAGAAAGGGGAAUCUUCGGCGGCAGCUCUGGCCAAGAGUUUGGCUGGAGUGGCUGCCAGUGCCAAAUUACAAGGGAAGGAAGCCGCAGCAGCUGCAAUUGGUGGCGCUGCCAUGGGACACAUCAAGAGACCGGGUAGUGUCAAGCGAUCGAGUACAGCUGAUGCGAGCCGCGUGUCAUCGUUCAUGGGCAAGGAAGAUCCUCCCUUGUCUUCUGCCAUGGUUCAGAGUCAACUUCGAAGAUCCCAAAUGCUCAAGGCCAAGAGUGCCAGAGGUCUCUUGUCCAGUGCCAGCGACCAUGUCCCCACCACACCCAAAAAAAUGACCCCCGACAAGCAUUUGGAUGAAGAUUCUCCCUCCAAGAAGUCCGCCCGACGGGAACAAGUGAUGCAAGACGAUAGUACGCUCGUCGGAGCUACCAAUUUUAUUCUGGCCGCUACCGCAAACCACACCCGGCGUGCUUCUGCCAGUGGUAGUGAUAACAACAAGAAAGAGAACAAUAGUUCUGCAGUGGCCCAGUCUCCACUCCCGGAGCGUCGAAGACGCAGCGACAUGAUGCGAAAAUCCAAAAGUGCCCGGGGUCUCUUGUCCAGUUCCAGUGGUCAUACACCCAAAUCACCGAAGAAAUCGCUACUCGACAAGCAUUUGGAUGGAGAUUCACCCACCAAGAAGGCCUCCCGACGUGAACACGUGAUGCAAGACGAUAGUACGCUCGUCGGAGCUACCAAUUUUAUGCUGGCCGCUACCUCAAACAAAACGCGACUUGCUGGCGAUGACAAGGAGGGCGAAGAAAAGGAGGACUCCAAGGAACUAGAAGAAGAAGCAGAAAAUGCCGUUGCCCGUUCUCUGAACAACCGACGCCGACACAGCGAACAUUUAAUGCGAAAAUCCAAGAGUGCCCGGGGAUUAUUUGCUCCGGCGAAUUCCACACAGGAAGACCAGGAUAAGCUCAUGCGAAAAAUCAAGAGCGUCCGACAAAUUGUUCCUGCCGAUCAAAAAGACUCUCUCAGCAAGGCACGAAGCAGCCACGGAACUCGACGACUCUCCGAUGGUGCCGGAGCCAAGACGGACCAGCUCCGACGAAGGAGCAGUCAUCGAAAACUCGUGGUGAACGACGACGACAUUGACGGGGAUGGGGAACAAGCCGAGGGCACUACCACAAAUAAUCAUCAGCCAAGCAGGGAUAUGCUCAAACGGAGAGGCAGCCGUAGAAGGAUGAAAAUCGACGUCGACGACAUUGACGAUGAGGGUGACACAGAAGGAAAUGUUCCCGAAAGCCCAAUGAAUCGCAGAACCAGUACAAAUCAGCCAAACAGGGACAUGCUCAAACGGAGAGGCAGCCGUAGAAGGAUGCAAAUCGAUGACGACGACAUUGACGAUGAGGGUGACACAGAAGGAAAUGUUCCCGAAAGCCCAAUGAAUCGUAGAACCACUCGAAUCAGACGUUCGUUGAGCGGCGACCCAAAUGUUAACGUUGACGACAACGAGGAGGGAACAGAUGCGAAGAGCCCCAUGAAUCGUAGAACUACUCGAAUCAGACGCUCGUUGAGUGGCGACCCAAAUGCCAACGUUGACGACAACGAGGAGGGAACAGAUGCUAAAAGCCCAAUGCAGCGUCGAAGCAGUCACGUUAGACGCUCGAUGAGCGGAGACGGCAGAAUUCAGAGGGAUCCAUUGAAACGACGCAGCAGUCACCGACGAUUGGGAGCCCCUGGUGAUCAUUCUGCUCAUUCCAGAGAACAAGUUCUCAGCACGAGCAGACAUCGCCAUGGUGACCAUACCAAACUAAGGAACAUGCGUCGCAGCAAGACAAUGGAUGAAGCCACGCAGCAAGAGUUGAAAAAUCGGGGGGAAGACAAAGCAAGCGCCCCAAGCACACCAACGGGUACGAGGGCGGCGCGAAAACGCCGUCCUUCUCGUAUGAAGAGUCAACCCGAGGCAGGGAUGCGUUCUACGGCAGCGGCGAUUGCUAUGCAACAGCACGAUGAAGACGACACUGGCGAACAGAACAACAAGAUGAACCGACGCAAGUCAAGAAGUUCCUUCGUCGUCCGCAGGGACGUGGCAAACUCACAGAUUCAAAGGGCGUUGCAGCUUCAAGAAGCCAGAGUCAAUGCUCUUCCCGAGGACUUCUCGGAAUCUGAGGUGGAAUCUGAACCCGACGUCGAAGAAUUCGAAGAAGACGUAAGCCAAGAAGGAGCAGCAGAAAAUGAGCGCAACCCAAGUUUUACCAUGCUUCCUUUGCCAUCGAUGCAAAUGCCUACCAUGCAAAUGCCAACGAUGCAGAUGCCCACCAUGCAGAUGCCUACAAUGCAAAUGCCUACCAUGCAGAUGCCCACUAUGCAAAUGCCCACUAUGCAGAUGCCUACAAUGCAAAUGCCAGCCAUGCAAAUGACUACCAUUGCAAAUCUUCAGAUGAAUCUGCCACGCUUCAAUUUUGCUAACGCCAAUGGCGAAGAGGCGCAUGGGGCUGAUGCAGUUGGCCCCCAGGUGCCACCGACAAACCCAAACCUUGGUCGAGUCGAGCAGAUAUUGAAGGAAAGGAGAAGUAGCGACACUGUCAGUAAGAAAGAUAACAACACAACACCGACAAGCAGCGGCACGCUUGGAACUGUGGAUACAUCCUCUUCGGAGCAACCAGAUGGAAGCUUGAACGAUGGGAGUUAUAGUAACAACGACGUGUCGAACAACGGUGUCGUUGACCAAUCUCUCAACUCGCAUAGUGGCAUUGACGAAUCUAUUUCGGCAUCUCGGGGCGAUGCGACGGGUCCCUCUUCAGCGAGGCAAUCUACCACAGACGCUAACCGCCAGCGGCGUCGUCGAGUUGCUUCGAGGAGGAACCCGGGCCAUGGAAAUGCGUCCUCCUCCAGGAGGCUCUCUAGCAGUAGAAGGGUUAGUACAGCGGAUGGGGUGGCUGGAGACUUACCCCAUCUGGUACAGUAG
Messenger RNA from Seminavis robusta, 3012 nucleotides. The record is from the annotation of a GenBank genome assembly. Lineage: Eukaryota; Bacillariophyta; Bacillariophyceae; Naviculales; Naviculaceae.